Molecule: messenger RNA, 1365 nt
Organism: Rubroshorea leprosula
Lineage: Eukaryota; Viridiplantae; Streptophyta; Magnoliopsida; Malvales; Dipterocarpaceae
Source: the annotation of a GenBank genome assembly
GCCGGGGAUAAUAAAAGGAGAAAGGCUCCGCCGCACACUACAGAAGAGAAGAAACGGCGACUCACAGAGGAGAAACAGAAACCGGAGAUCCUUGAAUAAAGCUGGAUUCUUCUGUGGCUGCUGCUGCUGUGGAAAGCUGAAUCGAUUACGUAUAUUGCUCUAUUUUAGAGACGGCAACGGAGAGACAUGGCGUCGGACUUACAGGGUCAGUUGCCGCUGUGCAAGAGAGUAGAAUGGUCAGAUGUGAUCCCACUGCCACAGGAUGAUGGUCCCAACCCCGUAGUCGCCAUAGCCUACAAGGAAGAGUUUCGGGAAACCAUGGACUACUUUCGUGCCAUCUACCGAGCUGAUGAGCGCUCCCCUCGUACCCUCAGCCUCACCCGCCAAGUCAUUCUCAUGAACCCUGGCAAUUACACGGUGUGGCAUUUUAGGCGGCUAAUACUUGAGACCCUUAAUGUGGAUUUGCAUGAAGAACUGGAUUUUGCCCAACAGAUUGCUAGUGGCAACUCCAAGAAUUAUCAGCUAUGGCAUCACAGGCGGUGGGUUGCUGAGAAACUGGGAACUGAUGCUACACUUAAUGAACUUAAUUUCACCAAGAAGAUACUGUCUGUUGAUGCUAAAAAUUACCAUGCUUGGUCACACAGGCAGUGGGUACUUAAGGCAUUAGGAGGCUGGGAAGAUGAACUUGAUUAUUGCCAUAGUCUUCUCAGAGAGGAUAUUUACAAUAAUUCUGCGUGGAAUCAGAGAUACUUUGUCAUAACUAUAUCUCCCUUCCUGGGAGGCCUUAAAGCCAUGAGAGAUUCUGAAGUGACAUACACUGUUGAAGCCAUUCUAGCUAAUCCAGAGAAUGAGAGCCCAUGGAGAUACCUUAGAGGGCUUUACAAAGACGAUACAGAGGGUUGGGUUAAUGAUCCUGAAAUCCCUUCAGUUUGUUUGAAUGUUUUGAGCGCGAAAAGCAACUACAUAUUUGCUUUGAGCACACUUUUGGAUCUACUUUGCAAUGGUUUCCAGCCAAGCCAAGAGUUCAGAGAUGCCAUUGGUGCUCUUGGUACUUCGGACAUUAAUCAACUGGACUCCAACUUGGCAAUAGCAAUUUGCUCUAUCUUGGAGAAGGUGGAUUCUUCAAGAGCUAACUACUGGAGAUGGCACAAAAGCAAGCUUCCUUCUGCCCUCUGACGAGAGCUGGAACAGAGUUUGUAUUAUCUAUUUAAGCUGUUGCUUUGUGAACUUGUAUAAGUUUAGCUCAUGGAAUAUGGAAGCUAGUGACUUGUUCAAAGAAUGUCUAUGUAAGCAUGAAAUAUUCUAAUUUGGGAAAAAAUAACAUGAAAGGAUUUUUCUUGUUAGAAAUGAAGAAACAAGAUUUCC